Messenger RNA from Telopea speciosissima, 765 nucleotides. Its product is annotated as ethylene-responsive transcription factor 1B-like. Lineage: Eukaryota; Viridiplantae; Streptophyta; Magnoliopsida; Proteales; Proteaceae. The transcript has a single exon. The record is from RefSeq and is a predicted model, not a curated record. Gene Ontology annotation, molecular function: DNA-binding transcription factor activity; DNA binding. The coding region runs from base 60 to 740 and encodes 226 amino acids. Gene Ontology annotation, biological process: regulation of DNA-templated transcription; ethylene-activated signaling pathway.
AACUUCAAAGCAGCAUCUAUCGGCUACUGAUAAACAAGUGUUCUGUAGACGCAUCAGAGAUGGAUUCUUCUCUCUUUCAAUCCCAAAACUCCGACUUCUCGCCGGAAUCUUCUUUCGGGUCAUCAGAUUGUUUCUCAUGGGAUGGGCUCAGUUUCAAAGAAGAUCCCCUUCCCCUUCCCUUCAAUGAGAAUGAUUCAGAGGAGAUGCUCCUGUUGGAUGUUCUCACCGAGGCUGCUCGAGAAUUACCGGAAACUCUCUGCUCCACCAGAAUUCAAGACGAAGAGGUGAGUUCCAAGGAACUGAAGGAAGAGGGCAAAGCAAAGGAGAAGUCCUAUAGAGGUGUCCGAAGACGACCGUGGGGGAAAUUCGCGGCGGAGAUAAGAGACUCUACUCGACGUGGGAUUCGUGUUUGGUUGGGGACUUUCGACAGCGCAGAGGCGGCGGCUCUUGCAUAUGAUCAAGCAGCUUUUUCGAUGCGUGGAUCACUUGCAGUCUUGAAUUUCCCAGUAGAGAAGGUGAUUGAAUCUUUGCGUGAAAUCAAGUAUGGUUUCGAGGAAGGGUGCUCACCUGUGGUUGCACUUAAAAAGAGACACUCCAUGAGAAAGAAAUCCAUGGGUGGGAAUAAGAGUAAAGGGAUUAGAGAGAUGAGGAUAGAGAAUGUGGUGGUGGAAUUGGAAGAUUUAGGGGAAGAUUACUUGGAACAAUUAUUGAGUUCUUGUGUGGGUUCUAAUCCUUGGUGAAUUAAUCAAGCGAGUCUAAUUAGCU